AUGACUCUGUUUAAAUUGGGAGCAGAAAUAUUUUCUCGAGCCUUUUUAAGGCAAUUAAAAACAUACCAACUCAACCGCAAUCAAGCAGUAACCCUUCCCAAUCACAGCCAAGGUAAGAUUCCGAUAGCGCUGGUAGCUAUCGCAAAGAAUAUCGAGCCCUAUCUAUCAAAAUAUCUCAAGAACCUGUCAAGCUUACCCUUUCAGGCUGUUUCUUGGCCAAAAUCUCAACAAUCGACUUCUUUUUCCAUCAAGAGUAAAGUCGCCGCAGCACUUCUUAACAAGCACCUUCAAAUUAACGGCAUAUCUGCCGGUUUGACUUCGUUACGACAAUCAGUUGAUGAAGGCCUUGUAUCCGACGACAAAGCUGCAGCUGCUGAGGCCGUAGCUACGGAUCCAGGUUCAAGUAGCAAAAUGAAGAGAGAAAGAAAAGCUGCCAGGACGUUAGGGAUUAUCGUAUCUGCGUUUCUAGCGUGCUGGUUACCUUUUUUUCUAUGGUACGUGAUAUCAGCUCUAUGCGGCUACACGCUCUGCUAUAGCCCCCAAUGGUUGAUCACUCUCGUUUUUUGGGUAGGUUAUUUCAAUUCCGCCCUGAAUCCGCUCAUUUACGCCUACUUCAACCGAGAAUUCCGAGUGGCGUUCAAGAAAACCUUAGAAAACUGCUGCCAAGUUUCGUCGCACUUAGUUUGUAGGAAAUACUCGAUGAGGAGAGACCCUCCGAUCACGUGUAGCAACGCCUCUAGCGAGAUGCACGGGAACAACUAUCUGCGAGCUGAGGCGAUCAUCCAGCGAUUCAACAACUUCUCCGAGCAAGAAGUGAUUAACUUAAGACAAAGCGAGGCUUGUAUUUAGAAGGUUUGUGAAUUGACAAGCUUACUUACAUAUCGAAUGCAAUAA
Molecule: messenger RNA, 894 nt
Organism: Diabrotica virgifera virgifera (western corn rootworm)
Lineage: Eukaryota; Metazoa; Arthropoda; Insecta; Coleoptera; Chrysomelidae
Product: 5-hydroxytryptamine receptor 2B-like
Exons: 3
Coding region: 1-849 (282 amino acids)
Biological process (GO): adenylate cyclase-activating adrenergic receptor signaling pathway
Cellular component (GO): membrane
Molecular function (GO): octopamine receptor activity
Source: RefSeq, a predicted model, not a curated record